AAUGACUUGGUUAAUGUCACUUAGUUCAUUAGUAGUAAAGCUGGAAUUUGAAUCCAGGUUGGCUGAUUCCAGAUGUGGUAACUAAACUAUGCCAUAUUGCUUUGGAGGCAUUGUCUGAUUUCUGGAUCCCAACCAUCUUUGGUCUGGCUUUGCCCAUGGCCAAGUGAAUCCUUGCACUUUGCCAAGUUUUUGAUUUUUUGAUUUGUAAAAUAAGUGGGACUGAUCUAGAGGGUCUUGAAACUCCCUUCUAACACUAAUGAAGUACAUACAACUUUUCAGGAACCUACACAUUCUGAAAAAUUAGAUUUACCUAUAACCAGCAAAUCAGUUGCCUCCAUUCAGCAUUCUACUUAACUAAGAGAAAGAAAAACACUCUUAAAGGCUGGGUCCACAUAGACAGUACCAAUCUCUUUUAAUUAAAUUGAAUGACAUUAUAAUAAAGUGGAAUAUAUAUUACAACAGAAAUCUGAAGGUCAAUUCUGCUAACUGUUAACUCAGGCAAAUCACUUCACCUGGCUUGUCUUAUUUCCUUAUAUUUCUUCAUCUGUAAAAUGAGAGAGCCUUUUGGAAAGAAUUUCCCAAAUUUCUCUCUAAAGAGCUCUAAAAUUUCAUGAUCUCUAAGUAGUCAAGUCAAAAUAUUUGACCCAGUUGCAAUCUCAAUACUCAGAGAAGCAAAACAAAAUGCCCCUUUAAAUCAACUUUGUAAUUCAUUAAUUAAAAAUAAUAUAAGAAGGAAAGAUUAAAACAUAUUCAUUCAAGUCUGGAGGUCUAUGUGACUUUAUGCCUGACAAAUGGGUGCCUUUACAAUACUUUCAUAGCUUCUAAUAGGUAUGUAAUUUUACGUAAUUGUUCCUGCUAAGUACGUGCUAAGGCUAGUUGUUAUUUUUUGUGUCUCUAGUAUGCUGGACCCUGAAUAAGAAAGAUUUGAGUUCAAAAAUAGCCUAUUUUUUGAAAUUUACUAGCUAUGUGCUCCUGGAAAAGUCACUUAACCUUGUUUGUCUCAGUUUCCUCAUCUGUAAAAUGGUCCAGAAAAGGAAAUGACAAACCACUCUAGUAUCUUUGCCAAGAAAACUCCAAAUAGGGUCACAAAGGGUCAGACACAGCUGAAACAACUGGACAAAAAUGAAAAAUUCCAGUGCUUUGAAAAAAAUCCGUAGUCCUCAUCUAAUAGUUAUGGUUCUGGAUAUCUAGAACUAGAGAUAGCUUAAUAAACCACUAAUAAUACCCUAGAUAACUCUGCCUUAGGACACUGUUAAAGUAUGGACCAAGCUGACACAAAUGCUCAAAGUUUGAUCAUUGUUUCAUAAUCUUCAAAGAAACAUUUUAUAGCCCAUGAAUUCCCCUCCUUUCCCCCACUUCCACUAGUGUUACUAACAACUUUAAGAAUUUGCCCGGAAUUGGAAUAAAGUUUUAGCUUUUACAAUCUUUCACUUUCAAGAGAUUAUAAAGAUUAAAAUUAUUCUGUUCAAAACAUUAUGUUACUGUUUAGUGAAAAGUACUAUCUGUGAACCCAAGGCUUAUUAGAGACAAAAUUACAAAGUAUUUGCAUUGACUGUCAAGAAGAGACCAAGAAUUUAAAAGAUAAAGAUGAGAGCUCUUUUUGCUCUUGAAGGUAAUUUCAGACAUCCAGCCAAUGAGCAUUUGUUGAGCACUUACUCUAUGCUAGACACGAUCCUUAGAACUGGAGAUGCAAAAAAAAAAAAAGAAAAAAGAAAACAGGCAGAAACAUAGCCUCAAGGGGUUUAAUCAAAUGGGAUAGACAUAUGCAAGCAAUUAUGAACUUGCAAAUUAUAUAUAGUAUAAAUGGGAGAUGAUCUGAGGUUGGGUAGAAAGGAGUAGUAGAAAGAGAGGGACCAGGAAAAGCCUUUUGUUUCCUUAGAAACCUAUGAAAGAUUUUCCCCUAAAAUAAUUCCUCCUCUAGAGAACCAAGUCUGGAGAUGGGAAGUCCUGAGUUUAAAUCUGGUUUCAAACACUUCCUAGCUCUGGGACUCUAAGCAUGUCUUUUAACACCAAUUGACUUUCCCUUCUGCAUUGGAACCAAUAAUUAGUAUCAAUUCUAAGACAGAAGGAAAAGGUUUAAAAAUGAUAAUAAAAUAAAAUUAUUCCUCCUCACAGAAGAAUGGGAAAUGUUCCUGGUCCAGGGGAGGUAAUACAUGAUGGAGGCAGUAGCCAGAAGUGCCUAUGGGCUUCCAUGAAUUAGUAGAGAUGACAUAAGCAUUAGUUUUCAUACCAGGUCAAAAGAGAAAUAAGAAAAAGAGUUACACUUAAAAAAGCUACUCUCUUUACCCUCACUAACCUGAUCAUAAAUUGAGUUAAAGACUAAAGCUAUUAUUUUAUGUUAGUCAACAUCUGCUAAUGAAUAAUUAGUUCCUCCAUUAAGUGGAAAGAACCUAAAUUUGUGGUUAGAGGACUUGAGCUCAAAUCCUGAUUCUACUUCUUAUUCCCUGUUGGCAAUAAUAGCUGAUAUUUACAUGCUACUUUAUUUAAGUCAUCUCUUUUGAACCUCACAAAAACUCUGUGAAUUGGGCACUAUAGUUAUUAUUGUUAAUUAAUAUUUAAACCCUUACUUUCUAACUUAGAAUCAUUACUGUGUAUCCCUUCCAAGGCAGAAGAGAGGUAAGGGCUAGGAAAUGGAGGUCAAGUGACUUGCCUAGGGUCACACAGCUAGGCAGUAUCUAAGGCCACUGUAGGUAUUAUUAUGAACUUUUUAUAGAUGAGGAGACUGAGGCUCAAAAAUGUUAAUCAACUUGCCAUGGCCAUACAAUGUUAAUAAUAAUAUUUAAGUCCCAUUCUCUCUUGACUCCAAAUCCAGUAUUCUUUUCAGGCUAUCUCAGUCUCUUUGGACCUCAGUUUCCUCACCUGUCUCUGAGGUCCCUUCCAACAUUGAAACCUUUAGUUCCAUGAUCCCCAUAGCACAUUUUUCUAGGAAUGACUGAAACAGAUGCUGACAAGUCGUCUCUGAAAGGAAAAUCUUCCUUGGAAAUCUAAAGCAUAAGAUCCAAAAUGGAAACUGCGAGCACAGUGAACGUGGUCAUUUCAAACCAAGGUAAACCGAAGUAGAGCGGAGGCUUCUGGAAAGCACAAUUUAUAGACUAUUUUUAAAAACAGGAGAUUUCAGUUUUGCCCAACUGGCCACAAGGUGGAGACCUGUGAUAAAGAUUGGUUUCGGCACUUGCACUCCGUUGGAAUAUAGGUCACUCCCAAGUCCUUUACAAAUGUGAGUUGUUCUUCUCUUCUUCGUCCUCACCAGCCCUCUCACCAUCACCAUCACCAUCUUCCUUCAUCCUCCUCUCGCUCCUGCUCCUGCUCCUGCCGCUGCUGCUUCUUCCUCCAUUCCCUGAGAGCCGACCAUUCGAGUGCCUCUUUUGUGAAGCGGCGGCUGAGGAGAUUCCAGGACCCGCCAUGGCCGACGAGAAGCCGAAGGAAGGAGUCAAGACUAAAAACAACGACCACAUUAAUCUGAAGGUGGCAGGGCAGGAUGGCUCAGUGGUACAGUUUAAGAUCAAGAGGCACACACCAUUCAGUAAACUGAUGAAAGCCUAUUGUGAACGGCAGGGUUUGUCCAUGAGGCAGAUCCGAUUCCGAUUCGAUGGGCAGCCAAUCAAUGAAACAGAUACACCCGCACAGUUGGAAAUGGAGGACGAAGAUACAAUCGAUGUAUUCCAGCAGCAGACGGGAGGCAUUUACUAAAAGGAGAACCUGCAAGCUGCUCCAGAACUGUGCUCCCAAGGAAAACAGUACAUUCCCAGUUAGAAAACCAAAAUUUGGUUCCUCCACAUUCUGACGACUGCAGUCCAGUUUUCUCUCAUCUUUGAUUCCCUUCCCCCAUUCUUUCUUGUACAUGAAGUAACUGGUGUAUGUGCACAGGCAUAAAUGCGUUGUUUUUUUUUAACUAGAUGGCCGAUGGUAUGUUUUUAAUCAAUACGAUAUAGAGAUGGGGAGGGGGGAAAAACAAACUACUUCUGUGAAAAUAUCCCCUUUUCCAACUUUUAUCUAAGUUAUUUUGGUCUCACUGUUUAAAAAAUAACAGAAACAAAAACAAAAA
This is a messenger RNA of Monodelphis domestica (gray short-tailed opossum), 4045 nucleotides long. Lineage: Eukaryota; Metazoa; Chordata; Mammalia; Didelphimorphia; Didelphidae. The record is from RefSeq and is a predicted model, not a curated record.